This is a messenger RNA of Manihot esculenta (cassava), 2638 nucleotides long. Its product is annotated as probable E3 ubiquitin-protein ligase LUL4. NCBI's taxonomy places the organism in Eukaryota, Viridiplantae, Streptophyta, Magnoliopsida, Malpighiales, Euphorbiaceae. The record is from RefSeq and is a predicted model, not a curated record. Gene Ontology annotation, molecular function: ubiquitin protein ligase activity. Gene Ontology annotation, biological process: protein ubiquitination. Bases 170 to 1270 code for a protein of 366 amino acids. The transcript has 4 exons.
AAACCUGUCAAAACCUGUCAAAACAAGUAAACACUGGCUCUCAUUUCUUCAAGAACACACAAGCCACCCUUCAGCCCCAGCUGGAUAAGCGCAAAUUUGCCUGCGCAACACUCCGAUUCAUCUUCUUCCUCUGAAAUCUUUUCUUCCUUCUCUGUGAAAGCAUCUCAAAAUGGGAAUUUCAUUUAGCAGUCAUAGAAGAAGGAACCACACUUAUUACCACCACCAUCCUCCACCUUACUAUUACUCCACUGAACCCCUCCCUCUCCACCCACCUCCACCUCCGCCGCCACCUCCCCAAAAUUUCUUUACAACGACGCCAACUGGGGCAACCCAACCGCCGACACCUCCUCCUCCUGCUCCUCCAAUUCAAUCCUAUUACAGUUCUCAUCCCUAUCAUGCAUGCAGUUAUGCGAACAGAUUUAACUACCAGCCUUAUUAUUACGCUCAUCAGACUAAUUGGUGGCCUGCGAUUAGGCCUAAUGUGGAUAUUGGGCAGCCGAUUGAGCUUGCUCCUUACAUUGAGCAUCAGAAUGCAAAGAAAGUCAGAAGUGACGUGAACGUGCAUAAGGAUGCGUUAAAGGUUGAAAUUGAUGAGCACAACCCUGAUAAUUACUUGGUUUCUUUCGUUUUCGAUGCUUUACUUGAUGGGAGCAUUACAAUUUUCUAUUUUGCAAAGGAAGAGGACAACUCUAGGUUUGUUCCUCUAUUUCCUGAAGCCCAUUUGCCUGUCAGAAUCCCCUUCCAGAAAGGUCUUGGCCAGAAGUUUCGCCAGCCUUCAGGAACCGGCAUUGACUUGGGUUUCUUUGAGUUGGAUGAUCUUUCAAAACCAUCACCUGGAGAAGAUGUUUUUCCACUUGUCAUAGUUGCUGAAACAUGGUUGCCAGUUGAUUCCACAGAUGAACAUGAUUCUGUGCAAAACACAACUGGCCAAAUGCAGAUUACUCAAGGUGUUCUUGAGAAGAGGAACAGUGGCACUUUUCAAGUUAGAGUAGUAAAACAAAUGUUGUGGAUUGAUGGAAUUCGAUACGAGCUACGAGAGCUAUAUGGAAUAGGAAGAUCGGCAGCUGAAGGCUUCAAUGACUGUGACCCAGGGAAGGAAUGUGUGAUUUGCAUGACUGAACCUAAGGAUACUGCUGCACUACCUUGCCGACACAUGUGUAUGUGCAGCGAGUGUGCAAAAGCAUUGAGGCUUCAAUCAAAUAAGUGCCCCAUAUGUCGUCAGCCAAUUGAAGAACUUAUAGAGAUCAAGAUAAAUAAUGGUGAUCAAUAAUAGUAUUUUUUGCUUCGCACCAAUUUGGAUUUAUGAUGACAUUAUAUCUAUCCAUGAGAUGGAGAACAAUCUGUUUCCUCAUUUGAACUUUUAAAAGAGUGUGAAUAGAAUUUGUGCUUCUUGCUUUGGGUAAGUCCCAUAUUCCCAACUUUCAUCAUUGAAUUCAGUUUUUCUUUGUAUAUAUGCAUAUUUUAAGCACAUGUAGAAUAAACAUUUUUGUCUGGUGAGCAAGCAUGGACAUGGAGAUUCAAAGGAGAAGAAAGAGAAGUUGUAAGACAACAAGAUUGGAGGAACCUACCAAAUAUAUAGAAGUAUCUCUUUUCCUUCAAGCCAUCAGCCAAAAAGAGAGGCUGUGUGGGAAUAUUUGCCUUGGAAGUUAGCGUUAAAGAUAAUAAAAACUGACAAUCUUCAAAAUAUAUAUAUACCUUUAGAAGUUGUUACCUUUGAAUGGAUGAGAACACAAAAGCUACGCAAUUAUACUAAUCACCCUUUGCAUCAUGUUCCUUGCCAGUGAAGGAUGCAGAGAAGAGGAGUGAUUUUUCUUUCUUUAAUUGCAAAUUAUGUGUGCAUUUCUUUUAUCAAAUUUGCUUUGUUAAGAUUAUUUUUGUAUAGCUCUUCUUUGCUUUCUUUUUGAAUUGCUAUUCCAUUUUUGUGCAUUUUAAAAUCAUGGCCCAACCACCUAUUUUAUUUCAACCGUGGGCCAUUUUCUGAGCAAGUUGGGAUGUGUCCACAAGCAGACAACCAUAUCUUGGGAAGCUCAGGCUUUGCCGUUGCCUCAGUCAGCUCGUGGCUUAUGCUAUGAGUUCCAAAUUAUCAACCCAAGCAAAUAUGCAUCGUCACAAGUAGGUGUCUUUCCUCUGAUGGAAUGCGUUGCUUGUGGAAUUUUUCACAAAUCAGAAAUUAGAACAUUGUCUUUCUCAGACAAUAGUCAUGCUUUUGGGUGUCAUACCCAAAUAGAUACUUCAUGAUUUUCAUUGUAGUAAAAGCUUGGAUAAGAGGGAGAGAGCAAUGUAGACGUCACUGCUCUUGUUGGGGCUACCAUCUACUAGCAAACUUCCAUUUCAUUUGGUAACCUGUAAGGAUGAGAAAGAAGAAUUACGGUGGAAAUGAUCAUAUUCAUGAAACUGAGAGCUGCACCAAAACGGCAAGUAGAAAAAAGUCUCCUGGAGAAAGCCUCGUUAAGAAUAUCCCAAAAUGUGAAAAAUGAAGCUAGAGAGAUAGCCAUUAUUUAUGAAUUUGUUCAACCGUAUAGCUUGGAUCCUUGUGAAUUUGGAAUCAAAAGAUCAUUUCUUGCAUUUGGGUGAUGAUAUAUAAUGCAAAGUGUAGCAGAGUACCAUAGGGUAGGCGUAGCAUAUAUACAUAUAAGAA